This is a messenger RNA of Beta vulgaris subsp. vulgaris (sugar beet), 621 nucleotides long. Its product is annotated as DNA damage-inducible protein 1-like. NCBI's taxonomy places the organism in Eukaryota, Viridiplantae, Streptophyta, Magnoliopsida, Caryophyllales, Amaranthaceae. The transcript has a single exon. The record is from RefSeq and is a predicted model, not a curated record. Gene Ontology annotation, biological process: proteolysis. The coding region runs from base 1 to 621 and encodes 206 amino acids. Gene Ontology annotation, molecular function: aspartic-type endopeptidase activity.
AUGCCUUCCUACGCUAAGUUUUUGAAAGACACGCUCUCUAACAAACGAAAAAUUGAAGAAAAUGUCACUGUUUCACUAACUGUUGAGUGUAGUGCUAUUUUGCAGAAUAAGCUUCCAGAAAAGCUAGGAGAUCCGGGCAGCUAUUCCAUUCCUGUCAAGCUUGGAAACAUUGCUAUCAAGAAUGCUUUGUGUGAUCUUGGGGCUAGUGUUAGUCUCAUGCCUCUCUCUAUCUGCAAGAAACUCAACAUGGGCGAACUAAAACCCACACGCAUCUCUCUACAACUAGCUGACAGGACAGUAAAGUUUUCACUUGGUAUCCUUCAAGAUGUUCCUCUUCGGGUGGGUAAAUUUUUUAUUCCCUGUGAUUUUGUCGUUAUGGAGAUGAAGGAGGAUGCACAAGUUCCCAUUAUUCUUGGGAGACCCUUUUUGGCCACUGCUGGAGCCAUUAUUGACAUGAAGAAGGGUAAGAUCACCUUUGAAGUAGGUGAUGAGAAGAUGGAGUACACACUCACAAACUCCAUGACUUCUCCUUCUAUGGGAGAAACUGUUUAUAGAGUGGAUGCUCUUGAUGAGGUGAUAGAAGCCGAGGCUUUUAAUCUGCAACUUGAUGAUUCGCUAUAA